Molecule: messenger RNA, 1621 nt
Organism: Papilio polytes (common Mormon)
Lineage: Eukaryota; Metazoa; Arthropoda; Insecta; Lepidoptera; Papilionidae
Gene: Ykt6
Product: synaptobrevin homolog YKT6
Exons: 1
Coding region: 295-891 (198 amino acids)
Biological process (GO): endoplasmic reticulum to Golgi vesicle-mediated transport
Cellular component (GO): Golgi apparatus
Molecular function (GO): SNAP receptor activity
Source: RefSeq, a predicted model, not a curated record
UUAAAAAAUAAUUGUCUAUCUGACGUUUUACUUAAAUAACUUCGUAUCAAGUAUUUCGAUAUUAUAAUUUGUUUAAAUUCUAGAUUAGGGAGAUCAUCUGCUUUGCAAGUGUCAACAGUAGUUAUCUCUUAAACAGUGAAGCAAAUCAUCCUUUACACUAAUCUCUAAUGUGUUAAAACCAUUCAAGUUAACCAAUUACAACUUUCACUUAUUACGACGACAAGAUACUCAAAAAAGAUUGAAUAAACUAUUUAAUUUCUGGAAGCUUCUUCACGGAAAACUAGUGUCGUCAACAUGGUCAGGGUAUAUGCACUAGGAGUUCUCUACAAGGGAGUGAACAGCGCAACUGUGCUGAAGGCAGCAUAUGAUUUGCAAAGCUUUAGUUUCUUUCAACGUUCAUCUGUACAAGAAUUUAUGGUGUUUGUGAGUAAAACUAUAGUGGAGAGAACACAACAAGCAACAAGACAAUCAGUCAAAGAAGGUGAAUACAUGUUACAAGUGUAUGUACGAGCAGAUAACCUUGCUGGGAUCUUAAUAUCGGAUCAUGAGUACCCUAAUAGAGUAGCUCACACACUAAUAACUAAAAUUCUAGAUGAAUUUACUGCUAAAGUGCCGACAAAUUUAUGGGCAACUGGUAAUGAAACCUCUAUAGAUUUUCCUGUUCUACCUCAGUAUUUAGCUAAAUACCAGAAUCCAAGAGAAGCUGAUGCUUUAACGAAGAUACAAAAUGACCUUGACGAAACAAAGAUAAUACUGCAUGAUACUAUCAAGGCUGUACUAGAAAGGGGAGAAAAACUGGAUGAUUUAGUUGCUAAGUCUGACAGUUUGACAAUGCACAGUAAGGCAUUUUAUAAAACAGCUCGUAAAACCAACAGUUGCUGUAAUUUUUGAGGUAUUUAGCAUUUUUUUUAUAGAAAUGCUGUUUAUCAGAUCUAAAAAAAUAACCAUAAUAAUUUUAGUGUGGUACAAUUUAAUAUUUAUAUGAAGAGUUUUAAUUUCUUACUUUGACAUAAAUAUAAACACUUUGGAAAAACAAAUAUCUUUCUUGAUUUCUGUUGUUAAUUAAUUUUAUGUUUCUUAUAAAUUUAAAAUCAACAUGGGUUAGCAUUCUUCAUAUAAAACUAAUUGCACACUAAAAAAAAGCAUUUUUGCAAUAAUAGAACAGAUUCCGUUUCUUGAGAAAAUCUGGUGUGGGGUGGGUGCCCCUCAGUAGAGACUGCAAAUAUGUAAAAUAAAUAAAAACCACUAUAGAAAAUACCUUACUAAUGAUAGCUGCCAUCUUAGACCUAGCCUAGAUCAAUGACAACUACCAUGUUUCUUUUGGGAUAUCUCAGGUCUAACUACUUCAGAUGAUUUAUAGUAAAAAAAAAUCAUAUUUGAUACGGCCUUCACAGGUUCAACUAACCUUUCCAGUGGCUACUCAUUGGAUAUCUCUAAAUAGCAUUUUAUUUAGUUAAAUGUAUAUAAAUAAUGGGUUUCAUAUAAAUAAUGGGUAUUACAUAUUGAGAUAUGAUUUUGGAAUGUGAUAUUUGAUGUAAUAGCAUUGAGUAUUUCAUUUUGAUUUAUUUUUAUUGUAUAGUUGUUAGAUUUUGCUUGUAUUUUAAUCUUUGUAAUUAAGAUG